Messenger RNA from Pongo pygmaeus (Bornean orangutan), 1949 nucleotides. It is a transcript of the gene ETV7, whose product is annotated as ETS variant transcription factor 7. Gene Ontology annotation, cellular component: nucleus. The transcript has 8 exons. Lineage: Eukaryota; Metazoa; Chordata; Mammalia; Primates; Hominidae. The coding region runs from base 433 to 1350 and encodes 305 amino acids. The record is from RefSeq and is a predicted model, not a curated record. Gene Ontology annotation, biological process: regulation of transcription by RNA polymerase II; cell differentiation. Gene Ontology annotation, molecular function: sequence-specific DNA binding; DNA-binding transcription factor activity, RNA polymerase II-specific.
UGCCCCAGUGGGAGCCAAGGCCAGGUCGCCAGAGGGGCUGUCCGCCAGCGGGAGGCUGUGUGCAGGACCCACGCCUCCCAAGCUGGCGAGCCGGCAGCGCCCCGGGGCUGCGCUCCCACGAGGCCGGCCCCUGCCCUGCCCCUAGCCCGCAGCGGCGCCAAGUGGAACCGCAUCCCGCUCUUUCGUUUUCGUUUCCCGGAAGGAUAGCGAUUACCGGAGCGCCUCGCGCGCCUGCCCGCCUGCGGAGGACCCGGGCGCACACGCCUGGGCGCUUCUCGAAAGAGAUUUCCUCCCACGCGACCUUCCAGUUCUCGGAGCCAGGUUAGGGGUUUGGCGGAGGAGGACUCGGGAGCGCGGGCCUAGGGCCCCAGCAGCCACAGCCAGGGGAGCGCUCACGACAGAAAGCCGGUGGCUUCCUCACCUCCACCUGCAAUGCAGGAGGGAGAACUGGCUAUUUCUCCUAUAAGCCCUGUGGCAGCCAUGCCUCCCUUAGGCACCGACGUGCAAGCCAGAUGUGAAGCUCAAAUUAACCUGCUGGGUGAAGGGGGGAUCUGCAAGCUGCCAGGAAGACUCCGCAUCCAGCCCACACUAUGGAGCAGGGAGGACGUGCUGCACUGGCUACGCUGGGCAGAGCAGGAGUACUCUCUGCCAUGCACCGCAGAGCACGGGUUCGAGAUGAACGGACGCGCCCUCUGCAUCCUCACCAAGGACGACUUCCGGCACCGUGCGCCCAGCUCAGGUGAUGUCCUGUAUGAGCUGCUCCAGUACAUCAAGACCCAGCGGCGAGCCCUGGUGUGUGGGCCCUUUUUUGGAGGGGCCUUCAGGCUGAAGAUGCCCACCCAGCACUCUCCUGUCCCCCCAGAAGAGGUGACUGGCCCCUCUCAGAUGGACACCCGAAGGGGCCACCUGCCACAGCCACCAGACCCAGGGCUUACCAGCAACUUCGGCCACCUGGAUGACCCUGGCCUGGCAAGGUGGACCCCUGGCAAGGAGGAGUCCCUCAACUUAUGUCACUGUGCAGAGCUCGGCUGCAGGACCCAGGGGGUCUGUUCCUUCCCCGCGAUGCCGCAGGCCCCCAUUGACGGCAGGAUCGCUGACUGCCGGCUGCUGUGGGAUUACGUGUAUCAGCUGCUCCUUGACACCAGGUAUGAGCCCUACAUUAAGUGGGAAGACAAGGAUGCCAAGAUCUUCCGAGUUGUGGAUCCAGAUGGGCUCGCCAGACUCUGGGGAAAUCACAAGAACCGGGUGAACAUGACCUACGAGAAGAUGUCUCGUGCCCUGCGCCACUAUUAUAAGCUUAAUAUCAUUAAGAAGGAACCGGGGCAGAAACUCUUGUUCAGAAAUGGAUAAGCUGAUCUUCAUAUUCAUAUGGAGUUUCCAGUGACCUCAAAUAGCCAAAACAGUCUUGGAAAGAAAAACAAAGUUGGAGGACCCACAUUUCCUGAUUUUGAAACUUGCUACAAAGCUAUAGUACUCAAAACAGAUUGGUACUGGCAUAAGGAUAUAGAUUAAGAACAGUUUUUUCAACAAAUAGUGUUGGGACAAUGAGUGUCCACAUGCAAAAGAAUAAAGUUGUCCCCUUACCUUACACCAUCUCCAAAAAUUAACUCAAAAUAUGUCAAAGACAUAAACGUAAGAGCUAAAACUGUAAAACUCCUAGAAUAAAACAUAGGAGUAAAUCUUUAUGACCUUGGAUUAAGCCAUUGCAUCUUAAAUAUAACACCAAAAGAAUAAGUAAUAAAAAAAUAGAUAAAUUGAACUCCAUCAAAAUUAAAUCCUUUGUGCUUCAUAGGACACCAUCAAGAAAGUGAAACAAAAACAAAAACAAAAACAAAAAACCCACAGGAUGGGAGAAAAUAUCUCCAAAUUAUACAUCUGAUAAAACAAUUGUAUCCAGGAUUGAUAAAGAGUUCCUACAACUCAAUAAUAAAAAGACAAAUAACCCCAAA